Molecule: messenger RNA, 1324 nt
Organism: Osmia bicornis bicornis
Lineage: Eukaryota; Metazoa; Arthropoda; Insecta; Hymenoptera; Megachilidae
Product: acyl-coenzyme A diphosphatase NUDT19-like
Exons: 6
Coding region: 108-1205 (365 amino acids)
Cellular component (GO): mitochondrion
Molecular function (GO): hydrolase activity, acting on acid anhydrides, in phosphorus-containing anhydrides
Source: RefSeq, a predicted model, not a curated record
CGUUAUUUGAUGUCACGUCAACAUUCAAUUCCUAUUACGUAUAUAGUUUAUUUAGUUAGGUUAAAAACCAAAUGUUACAAUUGUAUUAGGUUUGCUUAAUAAUAAAUAUGAAAGUUUGGAGAGAAUCUGCUAGUUUAAUCUUAGCAGCUCGUCAUACACAAAAGUACAUUAAUUCCUCCUUACCCUCAAAUUUUCAGUAUAAUUACAAUUUGUUGUGUUUAAAACGUCAUCAAAAUUCCAAGUUUAUGCCAAAUACUUAUGUAUUCCCUGGUGGCGUGGUGGAUCCCUCAGACGCUGAUUUGAAAUGGCACGAUCUUUUCUCUGCCUUCGGUUUCGAUGUUAAUAGUUUCACGUCUUUAAAACCAACCACAAGUAUGCGUCCUUCUAUUUUUAAAUCAGGACCAAACGAAUUGCCAAGAGAAAUUUCAUUGCGCAUUACUGCAAUUCGUGAAACCUUCGAAGAAUGUGGCGUAUUAAUCUGCAAGCAAUCAAGAGAAGAUAAUGCUUACCCUGAUUGGGCACAACACGUUAAAAUUUCUGAGAAUGAAUUGGACAAUUGGCAAACAAAGGUGCACAACGAUGCAACAGAAUUUUACUCGUUAUGCGAAAACUUUCAUUGCUAUCCAGAUUUAUGGGCUCUUUACGAAUGGAGCAAUUGGUUAACACCAACUUAUUAUACUAGAAGACGAUACGACACAGUUUUCUAUUUAGCCUGUUUACCAAGCGUGCCUAACGCUGUUCCAGAAGCGACGGAAAUGGUGGAUUCGAAAUGGGAUGUGCCAGGAAGUUUCUUAUUUUCUUCGGGUAUUUUGUUGCCACCUCCGCAACAAUAUGAAAUUGCAAGGAUAGCGAAAUUUGAAAGUAUAGACAAUUUGUUAGAUUUCGCUAUCGAUCGAAGUAAAAUAGGAGUACUUCUGAAUUUGCCGGUGAAGGUGGAGUUGCAGGAUGGAAAAGUGCAUGUUUUACCAGGAGACUCGAUGUACCCUAAGGAUGUUAGUUUAAUCGACGAACAAAUUAUUAAUAAAAGUGAUAUCACUAUUCGUGAAUUUAGAGAAAUAUCACCAACAAAAAACAGGAUGGAAUUUUUUAAUCUUCAAGUAAAGGAACUAUUCGUUCAAAAUUUUGAUAGUACAGAUGGUCAUUUAGCUCCUUUACAAGUGAAAAAUGUCUACAUAACUUCGUUAAAUAAAAAGUCUAAUCUAUGAUCUAUUUAUGUAGUAAUAUACAAUGUUUUUUGAUGCAUAAUCUUGUGCAAUUUUGCUGUGUAAAUGAAACAACGUAUACUAAUGUUUAAUAAAUGAACAAUGUAUUUUUUUAUUUUCAA